CCGACACUUUGACGCAGCUUUUCUUUCUCCCUCGACUCGCUUCCUUCCAGACAAAGUAGCGUCCGCCCUGCAUGGCCCCAUCGUCGCUGUGCAUGUCAGCCCUGACCAAGAGUGAAGAUCCGCCCUCGGCGCAGCUGGUCGCCGCCAUGCAGACCAGCCUGGAGGACGCCGGGAAGCCCAAAGUCUCCAUCCUGCCCUUCAGCGUGGAGGCUCUGAUGGCGGACAGGAAGCCCAGCCGGGAGGCGCCUUCGCCGGACGGACCCUGCGGAGCCGGCGGGCUGGGGGGGAUCCGCUUCGCAGGCUUGGACGUGAACCCCAUGAGCUCCUCUUUUUCCGUGGUGAACCUGCAGGAAGACGCGCUGGUCAAGCCCGAGAGUCCAGACGGCCAGGAGAGGACCGCCUGGAUGCAGACUUUUUCCCCGACGCCUCCUCGAAGGUUGAGUCCUCCGGCGUGUCCUCUGCGGAAGCACAAGACCAACCGGAAGCCGCGCACGCCCUUCACCACGUCCCAGCUGCUGGCCCUGGAGCGCAAGUUCCGGCAGAAGCAGUACCUCUCCAUCGCCGAGCGCGCCGAGUUCUCCAGCUCCCUCAGCCUGACCGAGACCCAGGUCAAGAUCUGGUUCCAGAACCGCAGGGCCAAGGCCAAGCGGCUGCAGGAGGCCGAGCUGGAGAAACUGAAAAUGGCAGCCAAGCCCAUGUUGCCGCCGGCCUUUGGGAUUUCCUUCCCGCUGCACGGCGCGCACGUCCCGGCCUCCUACGCGGCCUCGCACGCCUUCCAGCGGCACUCGCUGCCGGUCUCCCCGGUGGGACUGUACGCCGCGCACGUGGGAUACAGCAUGUACCACCUGGCCUGACGUCACCCACUUAAUUGGGACUUUUAUCACGGAGGACGUCCACUUGGCCAGUAAGUUCCUAAAACCAGAUGCGUCUUCUUCCAGAAAAAGGGACACUUUUUUUUCAGAGCUAAUUUGACUGAGUUGAGUUCAAAAAGGGACAAAAUUAAAACU
Messenger RNA from Nerophis lumbriciformis (worm pipefish), 1007 nucleotides. It is a transcript of the gene msx1a, whose product is annotated as muscle segment homeobox 1a. Gene Ontology annotation, cellular component: nucleus. NCBI's taxonomy places the organism in Eukaryota, Metazoa, Chordata, Actinopteri, Syngnathiformes, Syngnathidae. Gene Ontology annotation, biological process: regulation of transcription by RNA polymerase II; embryonic morphogenesis. The record is from RefSeq and is a predicted model, not a curated record. Gene Ontology annotation, molecular function: DNA-binding transcription factor activity, RNA polymerase II-specific; RNA polymerase II transcription regulatory region sequence-specific DNA binding.